CGGGCCGUGGAGCCGAUGAUUAGCUGGCUGUGGCCUGUUAGCAGGCCGCUGGGGUUUAGCUAAGCGCGGGGACAGACAUGCGAAUAUCCGACAAGCUCCAAAAUAAGGGAACGGUGCUUCACGUGAGCUAAACCCCAACAGACCUCCACGUUCUUUAACCAAUUCAUCCUCCGGAGCAGUGAAGUGUCUUCAUGGCAGUUCGUCGAGGACACAUUAAAUACUUGAAAGCUGACCUGCAGGAGGUGUAUGACAUGUCGAACGGAUAUGAAGACCACAUGGGAGGGGACGAGGGGAAGGACGCCAAAACCAACUUGAUAGUGAACUACCUGCCUCAGAGUAUGACGCAGGAUGAGCUGCGGAGCCUCUUCAGCAGCAUCGGAGAGGUGGAGUCCGCCAAGCUGAUCCGAGACAAAGUCGCAGGCCACAGUUUAGGGUACGGAUUUGUUAACUAUCUUAACCCUAGUGAUGCAGACAGAGCUAUCAGUACACUGAAUGGACUAAGGCUACAGUCCAAAACUAUCAAGGUUUCAUACGCACGGCCCAGCUCUGAUACAAUAAAAGAUGCCAACCUGUAUAUCAGCGGCCUGCCAAAGGCCAUGACCCAGAAGGAUGUAGAGGACAUGUUCUCGAGGUUCGGUCACAUCAUUAACUCACGCGUACUUGUUGAUCAGGCCUCAGGUACGACAGCUGCUCUCUCAUACCCAGGUUCAUCCCGCGGGGUGGCCUUUAUCCGCUUUGACAAGCGGGCAGAGGCAGAGGAAGCAGUCAAAACCCUAAAUGGCCAAAAGCCACCUGGAGCUUCUGAGCCAAUCACGGUGAAAUUUGCUGCCAACCCGAACCAGGUGAAGAACACGCAGCUCAUCUCUCAGCUCUACCACAACCAGUCCCGACGCUUCGGGGGGCCCUUACACCACCAGGCACAGAGGUUUAGGUUCUCCCCCAUGGGUGUAGACCACAUGAGCGGCAUGGGGAGCGUCAGUGUCCCCGGCAACUCCACCUCCGGCUGGUGCAUCUUCAUCUACAACCUGGGCCAGGAUGCAGACGAGAGCAUCCUGUGGCAGAUGUUCGGCCCCUUCGGCGCAGUCACCAACGUCAAGGUGAUCCGAGACUUCAACACCAACAAGUGCAAGGGCUUUGGCUUCGUCACCAUGACGAACUACGAAGAGGCGGCAAUGGCCAUCGCCAGCCUGAACGGCUACCGGCUCGGAGACAAGAUACUGCAAGUGUCCUUCAAGACCAGCAAGGGCCACAAGUAGAGAGAGAGCGGGACAAUCAGGUGUGGAGGAGAGAAGGAAGUGACCUGUGCUUGGCUUUUGUUGCAGAGAGCAGAAUUGUGAGGUUGAAAAAGUCUGGCACAUUUGUUUUGGUUUUAGUUUCUAAAGAGUUCGAUGAGAGUUCACUCACUCUUCUGCACCUUUUGUUACUCGUCUAAAAGAGGGGUUUUUGUUUUUCAUCUUUUUACUCAUGCUUGGGGCUUAAAAAGAGUAAGUAGUUUCAUUUUUUAGACCGGAGAUGGAGAGUAAGAAAUCUCAUGAUACCCCCAAGUAAAUUUUUGAAAUUGAUUUCAAAACUAAAAUACUGUCCAUGUGUGUUGCAUGUUUAAAUGUUGGGGACUAGAUUAAGGAGGCAAAUGGUUUUAAUGGUGCACUGAAAAUAUGAAACGCAAGGAAAACCCUGCACAUCGUUCUGGAUAUUUUACUGUAAAGCAGGUAAAGAACAGUUCUUUGCCUGAACUUUGGGCGGUUUCAUUUGGAGAAAACAGUGCUCUGUUCUGGAUCCUCAUCAUCAGUAGAAAUAGAUGCCUUAAUUUAUCAUCCAGUGGACACGUAAACUUGCAAUACCACUCACUGUCUUUAGUCUAUCUAAGAGCGAAGCACUUUUCCUUAAUCUGUCUUAGGUAACUUUGAAUAUCAGAUUUUUAUGUUGAUUUGCCCUCUCAGUGGGUCAUCAGUUUUAAACAUGACAAUUUCUGGGGAGAAACAUUUUGUUUAGUUAUCCUUGUGUUAAGUGUCUCUUAUUUUAAGUUGUGUUUCAGGAGGGUCCUGUUGAAUAUGAGCUCCAGUCAAAGAGUAGGGAAUUAAGAUGGACCAAAGGCAGGCAGGCCGGCAGGCAGUCAGGCAGGCAGGCAGGGAGGGAUUUGACCCAAAAGAGGAGAUUUGUCACACAGUAAAUUUAAACCUUUUUGGACUUAAAUUUUGUGAUUUUUGUUGACGAGGUACUAAGUCUAUAUUUAAUCCUCACUUAGAGCUACAUCUCUGGUUUAGUUUGUCUUCUGUUGUUUAUUUUUUUCUUUAAUUUUACUUCAUUUCUUUUAUUUGAUUUUUUCUCUUCUUGAAGGCAUAGAUUUUUAUUUGUCUCAAUAUUCAUCACAAACUUGUUUUAAGGAGUGCUGAGCUCAAGUUCUGUGAGAAAUUAAUGGCCUUUGUUAACAAUUUCAGUUUCUAUUUUCUUUCUUUUGUUUUGCUUGUUUCACUUUGAGCAUAAAACCAUUAAAUUUUAUUUGUUUUUGCUGACCGUUUUGUUUGGUUUGUUUCUUUUCUUUUUCUUUUGGAAUAACGUUUCCUACAAGCAGAAUCCUCAGUGCCGUUAAAGAGAUCUCGUCGAAGCAAAAACAGGCUGUUUCAUUUUUAUGUUUCCAGAGGAAGCUUUUAAACAUUUGAGACUUACUUACAUUUUUAAAAGAUUCUCAAUGUUUGGACCAAUUUUAGUUGAGCUUAAGUUAUUAUAUUAACGUCCAGCACAGACACCAAAAGGAGAGCAUCGGUCCGACAGACAUUUCAUGAAGAGACUUUUCUGAGGUACAACCACUAAUGAGUAACCUAAUAGCAAGUUCAAGCUGUACAGUGUGUUUCCACUUUUGGUACUGUCGCCGUCUCAUCAGUUGUAACUUGAAUAUAAGGCUUAUUUAUUGACAUCUAGAUAAGAAUAUAUGCUUUUGAAAUUCCUACUAUUUGGAGGAGACAACAGACUUUAGAUAAAAUGUGAUUUGUCUGCUUGAGCAGUUUUGUAAAGUAAAGCUAGAUUAAUUGUG
Notolabrus celidotus (New Zealand spotty) is the source of this 3031-nucleotide messenger RNA. RefSeq names its product ELAV like RNA binding protein 1a (gene elavl1a). Gene Ontology annotation, molecular function: RNA binding. Gene Ontology annotation, cellular component: ribonucleoprotein complex. The record is from RefSeq and is a predicted model, not a curated record. NCBI's taxonomy places the organism in Eukaryota, Metazoa, Chordata, Actinopteri, Labriformes, Labridae. The coding region runs from base 192 to 1256 and encodes 354 amino acids. The transcript has 7 exons.